GUAUUCGACUAUAUUUAAAAUAACUUAUUUCACACCAUGCAUGAAAUAAUAUUAAAAAUGGCUAUAAGUUUGCUUAAAAGAAUUGAGAAGUACCCUCAAUUCCUCACGGAAUCCAUCAUCAAAACUCAAGCUUGACAAAAAUGUACCUUGAAAACCUAACUGCUUCACAAACGUGCGAAGAGAACCAAUUCCCAAACGUGAACUAUGCGGUGUUGAAGAGUUCCAUUCUGUUCAUCAUCAGCAGUUCCGCUUCAUCAAAUGUCACUUCUACAAAUGUAAAUGCUUGAUUUGAUGAUGAAAAUACUAAGAUCACUAUAUAUGCCUUUAACAUUUGAGGAGCUCCCUCGAUGUCUCAUGGACUCCAUUGUCAGAACUCAAACUUGACAAAAAAUUGUCUUAAAAAUCUAAUUUGCUUCACAAACACAGCGAAGAGGAUAAAUCGCCAAACGUGAACUAUGCGUCGUUGAAGAGUUCCAUUCUGAUCAUCAUGAGCAGUUCCACUUCAUCAAAUGUAAAUGCAUGAUUUGUUGAUGAAAAUAUAAAAAUUACUAUAUAUAUGCUUUUCACAUUUGAAGAGUUCCCUCGAUUCCUCGUGGAUUCCAUCAUUAGAACUGAGUUUACACAAAAACAGGACCAAUCUGUAUAUACAUAGAUUCAAGCAAAAAAAUAAUUUUCAAAAUCGGUUCAGAAAUGACGGAGUUAUGAAGUAACAAACUAAAAAAAAAAAACACACCGAAUUGAUAACCUCCUCCUUUGGAAAUCUUGAAGUCGGUUAAAAAUACAACUCGAUUGAAAAAAACUCAAAUUAUUGUUACACUAAUUCAUUCGGUUGCCCCUCAUUGGGCUCGAAUUUUGCCAAACAAAAGAAUCAUCAAAUUACACUUUUUUGGGAGCUUUCUCAAUGUUACAUUACGCUUCAGCAGCUUAGCAUGUCCAAAAGCAAUUGAUAUCGAUACCAUGACACAUAUUGUAAUUCCAUAAUAGUUUUGAUUCGACCUUUGUCUAUUGUCGCGGUCCGCGGCCUGCAGCCCCACUAGUUCUGUUCAGUGUUAAUAAUAUAAAAACCAGCGGCCACUGGUAUUGACAUCAAUCAGCGACCAACGUUGAAGUUAACAAGAGCAAAAUGUUCAGCAAAAUCAUAGCUUUCGGCGCCAUGGUCGCAGCCGCUUAUGCGGGUUUGAUCCCAGAAUACGGACACGCGGUGUCUUCCCAGAGCAUCGUGCACCACGGCGACUACGCGGCCCAUGGCUACGCACCCCAUGGCGACUACACCUACGGCCACCUCGCCGCACCCGCCCACUACGCCGCGCCUCUGGCCCACGCCGCGCCCCUUGCUCACUACGCCGCCCCCGUCGCCUACGGUCAUGGAUACGAGGGACAUGAGGGACAUGAUGAAUAUGCUCACCCCAAAUACGACUACGCGUACUCCGUGUCGGACCCGCACACCGGCGACCACAAGUCGCAGCACGAGUCCCGCGACGGCGACGCCGUGCACGGCUUCUACGAGCUGGUGCAGCCCGAUGGCUCCGUGCGCAAGGUCGAGUACACCGCCGAUGACCACAAUGGGUUCAACGCGGUCGUACACAACUCCGCCCCGUCCAUCCACCCCGAGCCCUACCACGGCCACCAUUACUAAGAAGAUCUCUCCUGUUUUAGUGUUGUUGUGAUGUCUUAAACAAAAUGAUGAACUUGUAAAUAAUAAUUUAUUAAAUAUUUUGUAUAACGAA
This is a messenger RNA of Cydia pomonella (codling moth), 1727 nucleotides long. RefSeq names its product cuticle protein 8-like. The record is from RefSeq and is a predicted model, not a curated record. Gene Ontology annotation, cellular component: extracellular matrix. The coding region runs from base 1124 to 1636 and encodes 170 amino acids. Lineage: Eukaryota; Metazoa; Arthropoda; Insecta; Lepidoptera; Tortricidae. The transcript has 4 exons.